Messenger RNA from Carassius carassius (crucian carp), 788 nucleotides. Its product is annotated as protein FAM180A. Lineage: Eukaryota; Metazoa; Chordata; Actinopteri; Cypriniformes; Cyprinidae. The coding region runs from base 234 to 722 and encodes 162 amino acids. The record is from RefSeq and is a predicted model, not a curated record. The transcript has 3 exons.
CUAUUACACAAUACCGUCGUACAAUUAUUUACAAUAAAAAAAAAAAAUAUAUAAGUCACCAUCUCUAGUAGUCGCAUUUUUUCUCUCCCAGUUUGGCUCAAAUAGUUUUUUUCCACAGGUGAAAAAAUGCAACGCACUAAAGACUGUCUAACUCGGGAAUCCCAUUUUUGUGGGACUAAAACGGAUGACGACUGAAAGUUGCGUGAAUCAAGUGCAGUUUUUUUCUUGAGGCAAUGUUGUUGACUCGGAUCAAAGUGGUGUGUUUUGUCCUGUGCCUCAUUGGCUUCAGGGAGCCCUGGAAUACCUCAGAUGUUACAGCGGUUCUGCACGGAGGACUGGCACAUCAAGGUUUUAUCAGAUCUGUAAAUGAUGCUAACCUGAUGUUUGAGCUCUUAUGGAGAGGACUGGAGAUUGAUGCUGACAAUAAUGUUGUCAUGCGGGAUCAAGAAAUUGCAUCGAUGAGACAAGGGCGAGCUUUCCUAUCUCUUAUAAAUGACAGUAUCCCAAAAACGUUCUCUGCAAUGGAGAAGUUACUGGCUAUGCUGGAAGAGCAAGACAACUCUUUCACUCAGGCCCGUUUUGAGACCCUCCUCCUUGGGACUAUCUAUUCAGCAUACCAGGCACGAAACCAGAAGCUAGACUCAGAGCAGCAGGCCUGGAUGGAUAUUCUUGGUCGUUUUGCAAAUGUUACUUUCGUUCAGCUACUAACAAGUUUUAACUAGUCAAGUUUUAACUAACAAUACACAUACCAGUAAUUCACACAUACAGAAAAUCAGAUAAAGGGUGUG